AUGGGUCCAAUCAAACCCCGCCUCUCUUCCCCACUGCGAACAAAAUCCAAUUCUAGAAUCACUGUUCACUACCAAGAAUUUAACAUGGCCCUGAACUCCCGUAGUAAUAAGUCUGCUUCUGGCACAGACGGCAUUGACUACUCUGCCCUAAAGAAACUUCCCCAAAAAUAUAAGCUGCUGCUCGUGGACAUAUACAAUGAUCCAUACACAGCAGCUGAAUACCCCCCAACCUGGACCACCCAAUAUCUCCACUUCAUACCUAAGCCAGGAGGAAAUGCAGUGAGGCCCAUAGCUCUCUGGUCUUGUCUGUGUAAACUGUUUGAGACAAUGUUGCAGAAUCGGCUCCAGUGGUGGGUGGAGCAUAAAAACCUCCUCCCAAACUCCCAAAAUGGUUUUCGCAAAGGCAAAUCUUGCCAUGAUAACUUGUCUAACUUUUUACUUCAUAUCGACUCCAAUCUCUCCAAGAAGCAGGAAACCUUAGCGGCGUUCCUAGAUGUGAAAUCAGCCUUUGACGAGGUAAAUCUCCAAAUCCUCCUCAAGAAAUUAGCAGCAAUCGGGUGCCCCUCACCUACAGUCAGAUUUAUUAAGUUCCUAACCCAUGAAAGGCAAAUCACAUCCUUAUAUAAUGAAGGCCCUAGGUAUGUCUACAGGGGGGUACCACAGGGAGGGGUCCACUCCCCCUUAUUAUAUAUCAUCUACGUCUCCUCGGUUGUCGAAAAUCUCCCAGCCGAAGUCGUGGUCUCUCAAUUCGCUGAUGAUGUCGCAAUAUACACAAGCCAACCAACCGUAGCGUCUAUGGAAUCAACCUUAGAGGAAACAGCAAGAGUAAUAGACACCAACCUCAGCGAGAUUGGACUUUCAUUGUCUCCAAUGAAAACGCAACUCGUGCAUUUCCAUCAAAGGAAAAAACCGCCCACACGCUCAAGGAUAAAAAUCAAUGACCACCUAAUCCGCUGCUCUCCAGAGGCAAAAUUUCUAGGAGUCAUAUUCGACCAGAGAUUAUCAUUUAAGCCCCAGCUUGCAAAAACCUUACGAUCCUCACUCAAAUCCCUUAACAUCAUAAAAUUCCUCAGAGGCACAUGGUGGGGUGCUCAUCCAGAUACCCUACUAAAAAUCUAUAAAUCCUUUGUUCGUUCAAUCAUCGAUUACAGUUCAUUCAUCUCAUCCCCAAUCUCUAAACUAGACACCAAUAAGCUUGAACGACUUCAGUACGCUGCGAUUCGGUAUUGUCUAGGAUACAGAGUAUCUACUCCCACUAAUGUCCUACUAGCGGAGAGUAAACUUCCACUCAUUGAAAAACGCUCAAUUUUUCUCUGCAAGAAUUUUUUUAUCCAAGCUCUGUCCAACCGCAAUUCACAGGUCUCGUCGACCAUUCACGCCAUGAUUGAGAAUGACGAAUUUAUACCAAAUGACAAAGAACGUAUGAUUAAAAAGUGCAUACGAGAGUUAAUCCCGAUGAUCCAAGAGUUGUGCAUGGAAGAUCAUUUCAACAUGCACCUGUACGAGUACAGGACAAUCGUUGCUAGUUCUGCUAUUGAGGACGAGCCAACAGAAACCUCCCCAGAAAUAGAUCGUAGGCAACGAAAUGCCAUCAAAAUUUUCACUGACGGUAGCAAAAAACCAAACGGGAAUUCUGUGGGCUCGGCCUGUUUCUCACCGCGUCUCAAGUUGGCGAGAUCUCUCAGCAUCAAUCCCCGGGCAUCGGUGUUUACCGCUGAAUGUCUGGCGAUUGAUGAGGCCAUAAAAAUCGCUGUCAACUCACCCAACUAUGAUUAUAUCAUUAUAACGGACUCCCUCAGUGCCCUCACUUCGUUAUCACGACCAACCCAUAACAUCAGAGACAAUAAAAUCAUAAAAUUUGAGUGGGUUCCCUCGCAUACGGGAAUUGAGGGUAACGAGGAAGCCGACCGACUGGCCAGAGAGGCCACGGAUUUACUCCCUAACUUCAGACUCCCAGUACCGUUUACCGACUUUAGGGAAUAUAUGAAGAAAGAGUCUCUAGAAUCUACCCUAGAAAUUUGUAUAGAGGAAGGGAGAAACGACAACGCCAGAGGUAAAGGCAAAACAUUUUUCAAGGAAUUCUACAGAGAUAGCAGAAAACCCUGGUUCCACAACAAGGAAUAUCCGCGGUCCACGAUAGCAUGGGUCAAUAGAGCCAGGGCCAACCACUAUCACCUUGCAGCCUCCUUGAAAAGAAAAAAUUUGAUAAAUUCAGCUGAAUGUGAGUGUGGUUGCCCUGACGAGGACCUUGACCACGUUCUCUGGGACUGUCCUAGACACGAUGCUCCCAGGUGUAGAAUGUACUGUUCAUUGGUGAAGAACCAACUCUGGCCUCCGUAUAGCAGCAAAAAAAUUCUAAAAGAGUUAGACCCUAAGUGCAUGGAAAUAAUAUCGACCUUUCUCCAUGAAAGCAAUCUGAGAGUACAUAAAAAACGCCCCCAACUCAACGACAAGUGGUCGAUUAAUUUCGGACAUUUUCAGGGUUCAUCGGGUCACGGGUCAUCCGCUUCGGUAACGAACGUGGGACCCCCCCCCCAAGUCAGCCAUGCACCGUACAUACAACGUGUCAGUCAACGUGACAAAUUAAACGCGAAGUUUUUAUAUCGUAGUGUUUUCGUGCCUUUAUCUCACCCGCACGACACCAAUUCCAAUUUCCCAACGCCCGACCACCCAGAAAUCACGUUCCUCAACAAACACUAUCUUAUGUGA
Diachasmimorpha longicaudata is the source of this 2709-nucleotide messenger RNA. RefSeq lists its product as uncharacterized. The coding region runs from base 1 to 2709 and encodes 902 amino acids. Gene Ontology annotation, molecular function: RNA-DNA hybrid ribonuclease activity; nucleic acid binding. The transcript has 4 exons. Lineage: Eukaryota; Metazoa; Arthropoda; Insecta; Hymenoptera; Braconidae. The record is from RefSeq and is a predicted model, not a curated record.